Messenger RNA from Vigna angularis (adzuki bean), 1985 nucleotides. RefSeq names its product zinc finger protein GAI-ASSOCIATED FACTOR 1. Gene Ontology annotation, molecular function: DNA-binding transcription factor activity. The record is from RefSeq and is a predicted model, not a curated record. The coding region runs from base 386 to 1603 and encodes 405 amino acids. The transcript has 4 exons. NCBI's taxonomy places the organism in Eukaryota, Viridiplantae, Streptophyta, Magnoliopsida, Fabales, Fabaceae. Gene Ontology annotation, cellular component: nucleus.
AAUAAUUUAACUCAUACACUUCUCACCAUUCUCUUGUUUUCUUUUGGUUACUCACAUUAAAGACUAGUCUUAGAUACUGAGAUCUACUUAAAGAAUUUACUUACCUCAUAUGUGUUUUUCUUCACACUCUUAUACCAGGUCAUGCUUCAUCUUUCAUGUUUGAUGCUUGCUGCUUGAUGCUUCAUGCUUCAUGCUUUUCAUGUUAGAUGCUACUUACCAACAACAACUUCUCAAGGCAAAGGCAAUCCUUCUCGGGAUCCAUUCACCUUUCUCAGCUUUUUCCUCUUUCUCUCUCUCUUUCACUCUUGGUGGUUUUCUCAAGAAUUUCUGAAAAGUUUGAAGAAUAGAGAAAGCUAUAUAAGUUUCUGUGGUGGUGAAAGAAAACAUGUCUAAUUUGACUUCUGCAUCGAGUGAAAUAAGUGCUUCUUCAGGAAUCAGAAAUGACAAUGGUUUUUUCCAUGCUCACCAAUACUCCUCUACUUCAAUAAAUCAAGAACCACAACCAAAAAAGAAGAGAAGUCUUCCAGGCCAUCCAGACCCUGAUGCAGAAGUGAUAGCAUUGACUCCAGAGACCCUAUUGGCAACAAACAGGUUUGUGUGUGAGAUUUGUCAGAAAGGGUUUCAAAGGGAUCAGAAUCUGCAGCUUCAUAGAAGAGGGCACAAUCUGCCAUGGAAGCUAAAGAAGAAGAACAGCAAAGAGGUGAGAAAGAAAGUGUAUGUUUGUCCAGAGGCAACAUGUGUUCACCAUGACCCUUCAAGGGCCCUUGGGGACCUCACUGGAAUCAAGAAGCACUUUUUCAGGAAGCAUGGAGAGAAGAAAUGGAAGUGUGAGAAGUGCUCCAAACGCUAUGCAGUUCAAUCUGAUUGGAAAGCUCACUCCAAAAUCUGUGGCACCAGGGAAUACAAAUGUGACUGUGGUACCCUUUUCUCUAGAAGGGACAGCUUUAUCACUCACAGAGCCUUCUGUGAUGCCUUAGCACAAGAAAGUGGAAGAGCAGUGAACCCUCACUCUCUAUUAUCAUCUCAGUCCCAAUUUCGAAGCCAUGGGCUUCAACUUGAAGCAGCAUCAUCACUGGUGAUGAAAAGAGAACAAGAUUUCAACCUAUUAGGUCAAGAAAUUCCAUCAUGGUUAUCUUCUCCAACAGUGUUGGAAGAAUCAAUGCACAGUCAAACACUGAGAACCACCUUAGACUUCUCAACACCACAGUUGUUUCCCACACAUGCGAACCACUCAUUGUUCCACCAUGAUCAAAACCCUAGCCCUACUACUACUUCUACAACAACAGCUUCAACACCCACUUUUCUUCCUUCUUUGAGUUCCUUCCAUUAUUCCACCACUUCUCCUCACAUGUCAGCCACUGCUUUGUUGCAAAAAGCCUCACAAAUUGGCGUAACAGUGAGUGCAGCAACUUCACAAGCGAUGAUAGUGAGACCCCACUUGUUUCUGCAGCAGGUUCACGUGCCUGAAUGUACAACAACAACUCCUACUACAACAGGGUAUAAUAAUAUGGCUUCAUCUUCACCCGUUUCUGGAAUGCUUAUGGCUAUACCUUCACGUGAACAAAUAGGGACUCAUGGAUUUGCUCGUGGCUUGGCAUCUUGAGGGAAUAAAGCUGCAAUGCUCUCUGAUUACUUGGAAGAAGGUGCUGCUGCCAAGUUGCAGAAGCUAGCUAGUGUUGAAUAAUGCUGAUAUAUAUAUAUAUAUAUAUAUAUAUAUAUAUAUAUAUAUAUAUAUAUAUAUAUAUAUAUAUAUAUAUAUCUAUUUAUAUAUGUAUCAUCAAGCAUCUUCUCUCUUUUCCAUGAUAUGAUUGAUGGCUACGAGAUAGUAUAAUUGUACUACUGUGUCCUCUGCUAUUAGAGGCAUGUCUAUUGCACCAACAGAUAAUGUGUGUUAACUUUCAGGAACUUGUUUCAAAACCAACAGAAUAUCCCAGUUUGCUUAUAAAAACAAAAAGGGUACUGCACUAGCCACUACCUUCCAACCA